GUUCAGCAUGGUAGUAAUUAGUAUAUUUAAACAAAGGCGCAGCGAUGAUAUUGAAGAUAAUAUUAUAUUUCAGUUGCCAUUGUAUUUCAGGUCGUCGUCACUUCAGGUUGUGCAUUAAGUAACGAGCAUUUAUGCAUUGAAUCCGCGAAAUAAUUCAAAAGGAGAUGUGAACACAAAAAUACAAAUAUUCCAAGUCAUUGCUGAUAAUAAAAAAUGUUAUUACUUACCAAAAGGCUGGAAUGUAAAUAAAUGCUCUUUUAUUCUAUGAAGAAAAUCGACACAGUGUUUCUUAUUUAAAUUAGCAACAUAUGAUUUGACGGCCAUUUCCUGUCAAACAAUCGAUUUCCGAGUAUUACAUUGAACAUACCAUCAGUACGAUUUGAUACACAAGUUGCAGAGAGCAAAUUAUAUAACUACAAUAAGAUAACACAUUCAGAUUUGAAAUAUACCAGUUCUUCCAUGUAAAAAUUCUUGACAUUUCUUCAGUGUAUCUCAAUCUAAAAUGGCAACACUUGUUUAGUCCAGAGAAGAAAAGUAAAAUCAGCAUAAAUCCAGAAAAUUUUCUUUAUUUUUCCAAUUACAACAAAAUUACCUCAUUGCUAAAUACUAAACGUUAAACUGAAAAACUUAAAAAAUUCUAAAUAAUCGUGUAAAAAUGACUGGCUCGUUUAGUGUUAAAAUAAAAUCGAAGAAAGGCCAAUUCAUUGUGAAGGACUUGACUGCUAAAACAACAAUUGGCGAAUUGAAAGUAAAAGUUUCACAAUUAACUGAAGUCAAGGAACCACAGUUGCACAUACUCGCUGGUUUUCCACCUCGUCCAUUAGAUUUAUCGCAAAAUGCACAUUCUAUAUCCACGAUAGGAGUUAGCAGUGGUGAAACAUUAAUUGUCGAAGAGAAACCAGCAAAUACAGCCGAUUAUUGUUUAGAAGAUGACGAAGCCCUUGCACGUAGAUUACAAGCCGAAGAAGAGGAAGAGCAACUACGUCAAGUAGUCGCAGAAGCUACAAGGACAGAAGGUGCCAAUGGUCCACAAGCACCCGUUGAGCUACCUAGUGGUUCGAGCGGAAAUUUUAAUGGAAUUUUACUCAAAAAGGUUGUGCCGGCAGAUAAUUCUUGCCUUUUUACAAGCAUACGUUUUGUACUAAAUGGCAAAGUCGACAAUGAAGGCAGUGAAAUGAUGCGACAUAUUAUUGCUCAAGUUGUAUCUGCUGAUCCACAAGAAUUUAACGACGCUGUUUUGGGCAAGUCAAACUCGGAAUAUUGCGCAUGGAUACAAAAACCUGAUUCGUGGGGAGGUGCAAUUGAAGUUUCAAUACUCUCCAACUAUUAUGGCAUAGAGAUCGAUGUUGUAGAUAUACAAAAUGCAAUUAUUAAUCGUUUCGGUGAGGAUAAAAAUUAUGGACUACGGGUCUUCCUACUUUUCGAUGGUAUACAUUACGAUCCCUUAUACAUGGAAACAGUAGUAGGCGGUGCACCUGCUACUAUAUUUCCAAUCGAGGAAUUGGGAGUGUAUCAUCAAGCGGAGCAGUUAGCUAACGAAGCUAAAUCAUCAAGACAAUUUACCAAUGUUGAUAAAUUUUCUCUGCGCUGCUUGCAGUGCGAUGUUAUGUUGGUUGGUCAAGUGCAGGCACAACAACAUGCAAAGUCGACCGGACAUACUAAUUUUGGGGAAAUUUAAUACGCCGUAAUAUUUAGUUCGCUCUAUUUCUUCGCUUUCUUCGUAUUCGCCUAUUACGUACUCACAUCCUAAGACUCACAGAUUGAAUAAAAUUAUCUAAGAGAGACCAGAGGCAAACGAAGGGUUGUCCGGUUUUCUUAUCAUUUUCACAAAAUUGUCAUCAUAGCUGCGUUAGAACUUCACAUCGCAUGACAUUACUUAUUUUUUUAAAGAAAUUGUUAAUUUAUAGAUAUUUGUUAACCCAGUUUAAAUCGGCAAAAUAAUAAUAUUUUGAACGUUUUAUAAAACGCUAAGCUAAUCAAAAAAGUAGCAAAAAUUUGCUUCAAGCCAGAAUUUUAAGUAUAUUUAAGAUGUUUAAAAAUAGUUUGAAAUUAAUAACAAAUUACUCUGGAUUGCAAAUAUGUAAUACCCAAAUGUAUUUAUGCUUUAUUUAACUAAAAAUCGUUAUUUUUCGCAGCAUCA
Molecule: messenger RNA, 2140 nt
Organism: Bactrocera oleae (olive fruit fly)
Lineage: Eukaryota; Metazoa; Arthropoda; Insecta; Diptera; Tephritidae
Source: RefSeq, a predicted model, not a curated record